This is a messenger RNA of Clavispora lusitaniae ATCC 42720, 4440 nucleotides long. Its product is annotated as pleiotropic drug resistance family ABC transporter. The record is from RefSeq and is a predicted model, not a curated record. NCBI's taxonomy places the organism in Eukaryota, Fungi, Ascomycota, Pichiomycetes, Serinales, Metschnikowiaceae. Gene Ontology annotation, cellular component: membrane. Gene Ontology annotation, biological process: xenobiotic detoxification by transmembrane export across the plasma membrane. Gene Ontology annotation, molecular function: ABC-type transporter activity; ATP binding; ATP hydrolysis activity.
AUGGCCUCAACUCUGGUUGAAAAAGAUGAUUCAAGCGUCGAAAAUGCUUCUGUUCAUGAUUACAGAGGCUUCAGCGGCCAAGUAGGUGAGAUUCGCCUGUUGGCCAGGACUUUGACCCACAGCUCAGAAAGCAACGCCAAUUCUUCAGACGGUUUACGUCGCUACUUGUCGAACAUGUCACAAGUUCCCGGAGUGCUCCCCUACGAAGGUGUGGAUGACACUUUGGACCCAGAUAGCGAGAACUUCAAUGCCAAGUUCUGGGUGAAGAACAUGCGCAAACUAUACCAUCUGGACCCGGACUACUUCAAGCCCGCUAAAUUGGGUCUCGCAUACCGUGAUUUGAGAGCUUACGGUGUGGCCACUGACUCCGACUAUCAGCCUACUGUGACAGAUGCCUUGUACAAGACGGUUGUCGAAGGUCUCCGGUCGCUUCGAAAGGAGGACGGCAGCCGCUACUUUGACAUUUUGAAGCCCAUGGAUGGCUACUUUGAGCCCGGGAAAGUGACUGUGGUUUUGGGCCGGCCAGGUUCUGGAUGUUCUACGCUUUUGAAGACCAUUGCCUGCAACACAUAUGGAUUCCACAUUGGCAAAGAGUCGAAGAUCUCGUACGAUGGUUUCACGCCACACGAGAUCGCAAAGCAUCACCGUGGUGAUGUGGUGUACUCGGCAGAAACAGAUGUGCAUUUUCCUCACUUGACUGUGGGCGACACUUUGGAGUUUGCGGCUAGAUUGCGGACUCCCCAAAACAGAGGCGACGUUUCUAGAGAGAAGUACGCCAAACACACGGCGUCUGUGUACAUGGCCACAUAUGGUCUUUCCCACACCCGAAACACAAAGGUUGGAAAUGAUUUUGUGCGUGGAGUUUCUGGUGGAGAGAGAAAGCGUGUUUCCAUUGCAGAGGCUUCUUUGAGCGGUGCCAACAUCCAGUGUUGGGAUAAUGCCACCAGAGGCUUGGAUGCAGCCACUGCUUUGGAGUUUGUUCGAGCUUUGAAAACGGCCGCAGCCAUAUUGGAUGCUACGCCCUUGAUUGCAAUUUACCAGUGUUCCCAGGAUGCGUACGACCUUUUUGACAAUGUCAUAGUGCUCUACGAAGGCUACCAGAUUUAUUUUGGAAAAGCUGGCCGUGCUAAGAAGUUUUUCGAGAGAAUGGGUUAUGACUGCCCUCAACGUCAAACCACAGCUGAUUACUUGACUUCUUUGACAAACCCAGCAGAAAGAAUUGUUCGUCCAGGAUACGAAAAUAAGGUUCCUCGUACCGCUAAGGAGUUCUCUGACUACUGGCGUUCUUCUCAAGAGUAUAAUGACUUGAUUGGACGCAUUGACAAUUACAUGGCAGAGAUGGAGAAAGGCGAGUCCAAGGCAUUGUACAAGGAGCUGCAUAACGCCAAACAAGCAAAGAACGUGCAUCCAGGUUCUCCGUUUACUGUCUCUUUCGGAAUGCAGGUGAAGUAUAUCGUUCACCGGAACUUUCUCAGAAUGAAAGGUGAUCCGUCGAUCGCCAUUUUUUCAGUUGUUGGCCAGAUCAUCAUGGGUUUGAUCUUGUCCUCCUUGUUUUACAACUUGCAACGUGUCACAGACUCUUUCUACUACCGUGGGGCGGCCAUGUUUCUCGCAGUCUUGUUGAACGCUUUUUCUUCAGUGUUGGAAAUCAUGACAUUGUUCGAGGCUCGUCCCAUUGUCGAAAAGCACAAGAAGUUUGCAUUGUAUCGGCCAUCUGCCGAUGCGUUGGCUUCAAUUGUCUCAGAACUUCCUGUCAAAGUAUGCAUGUCGAUCUGUUUCAAUUUCACCUUCUACUUCAUGGUACAUUUUAGACGUACCCCAGGCCAUUUUUUCUUUUAUUGGCUCGCGUGUGCUUUCUGUACUUUGUGUAUGUCUCAUAUGUUCAGAUCAUUAGGAGCAGUCUAUACGUCCUUGGCAGGAGCCAUGACACCAUCCUCUGUGAUUUUGUUGGCGAUGGUGAUUUUCACUGGUUUCGUCAUUCCCAUUCCAAGCAUGUUGGGCUGGUGCAGAUGGAUCCAGUACAUUAAUCCUGUGUCCUAUGUGUUCGAAUCCUUGAUGGUGAACGAAUUCCAUGGUGUUGAGUAUGAAUGUUCCCAGUAUAUUCCCUUUGGCCCUGGCUAUCCUCAAGCAGCGACUGAAAACAACAUUUGUAGUGUUGUUGGUGCUAUGAGAGGCCGUUCGACUGUUUCUGGUACAGCUUUCUUGGCCAAGUCAUACGAGUACCAUAACUCACACAAGUGGAGAAACAUUGGUAUCGUUAUUGCUUACGUCGUUUUUUUCUUGGGUGUCUACAUUUCCUUGACCGAAUCCAAUAAGGGUGCCAUGCAAAAGGGUGAAAUUGUCUUGUACUUGAAGGGCUCGUUGAAGAAAAUGAAGAGAAAGACUGAGGCAAAUAAGGCCACAUCGGAUGACUUGGAAAAUAAUCUUUGUAAUGAAAAGAUUGACUACAAGGAUGCAUCCUGCGACGACAACGAAAACUCGUCUUCAGAGAAGAUGGAAGAGCAAAGAGACAUUUUCCAUUGGCGAGACUUGACCUACUCGGUGCAAAUCAAAUCCGAAGACAGAGUUAUUUUGAACCAUGUUGAUGGAUGGGUUUCUCCUGGCCAAGUCACUGCCUUGAUGGGUGCUUCUGGUGCCGGAAAGACCACCUUGCUAAACUGUUUGUCCGAAAGAGUCACUUCAGGUAAAAUUACCGAUGGCCAGAGAAUGGUCAACGGUCAUGGGUUGGACUCUUCUUUCCAGAGAUCCAUCGGUUAUGUCCAGCAGCAAGAUAUCCAUUUGCCCACGUCUACUGUUCGGGAAGCCUUGACUUUUUCAGCUUACUUGAGACAGCCGGAUUCGGUAUCCACGGCAGAUAAAGAUGCGUACGUGGAACAUAUUAUUGACUUGUUGGAAAUGAGACCGUACGCAGAUGCUUUGGUUGGUAUUGCUGGUGAGGGCUUGAAUGUCGAACAACGUAAAAGAUUGACUAUUGGUGUCGAGUUGGUGGCCAAGCCAAAAUUGCUACUUUUCUUGGAUGAACCUACGUCUGGUUUGGACUCGCAGACUGCUUGGUCUAUCUGUAAGUUGAUGAGAAAAUUGGCCAACCACGGCCAGGCCAUUUUGUGUACCAUUCACCAGCCCUCUGCUAUCUUGUUGAAGGAAUUUGAUCGUUUGUUGUUUUUGCAAAAGGGUGGGGAGACUGUCUACUUUGGCGAUUUGGGUGAGAAUUGUCAGACAUUGAUCAACUACUUUGAGAAGUACGGUGCCCCUCCAUGUCCCGAAGAGGCUAACCCAGCAGAAUGGAUGUUGGAAGUUGUUGGUGCUGCACCCGGAUCUAAGGCUCUCCAAGACUACUUUGAAGUUUGGAAGAAUUCGACAGAGUACGCUGGCAUGCAAAAAGAAUUGGACCGCAUGCAAACGGAGUUGGUGAAACUUCCAAGAGACGAGUCUUCCGACUCUAAAUUGAAGUACGCCGCCCCAUUGUGGAAGCAGUACUUAAUUGUGACAUGGAGAACACUCCAGCAGGAUUGGAGAACACCAAGUUACAUUUAUUCAAAGAUCUUUUUGGUCAUCUCGUCAUCUCUAUUCAACGGUUUCUCAUUCUUCAAAGCCGGCACAUCUCAGCAAGGCUUGCAGAAUCAGAUGUUCUCGAUGUUCAUGUUCCUCAUGCCUUUCCAGACUAUCGUCCAGCAGAUGUUACCAUUUUAUGUCAAGCAAAGAGAAAUCUAUGAGGUCAGAGAAGCGCCGUCUCGAACUUUCAGUUGGUUCGCUUUUAUCAGUGCCCAAAUCACGGCUGAAGUUCCUUUCCAGAUUGCUGUCGGAACGUUGUCUUUCUUUUGCUGGUACUACCCUGUUGGGUUUUACAAGAACGCAGAACCUACUGAUAGUGUAAACCAGCGCGGUGCAUUCAUGUGGUUACUAGUUGUAUCUUUCUAUGUCUACAUAAGCACAAUGGGCCAGUUGUGUGUUUCCUUUUCCGAGUUGGCUGACAAUGCGGCAAACCUCGCAAACUUGUUGUUUAUCUUGUGUUUGGACUUCUGUGGGAUUUUGGUUGGUCCAAACUUCUUGCCUGGCUUCUGGAUUUUUAUGUACAGAUGCAAUCCGUUCACAUACUUGAUCCAAGCCAUGUUGAGCACGGCGUUGGCCAAUACCAAUGUUGUGUGUGCAAACAGAGAACUUCUUGUUUUCGAACCGACUCAGGGCAAAACAUGUGGCGAGUAUAUGAAAGCUUACAUUUCCCGGGCCGGUGGUUACUUAAUCAACGCAAACUCGACUUCGGACUGCCAGUACUGUAAAAUGGCCUCCACUAACGUUUUCUUGGAUUCAGUGAAUUCCAAGUACGAACAAAGAUGGAGAAACUAUGGGAUUUUUGUGGCCUUCAUUUGCAUCAACAUCAUCUUGACGAUAUGUUUUUACUGGCUAGCCAGAGUUCCAAAGAGAAGCAGACAAAAGAAGUAA